UUGUAUGACGAACGAAGCUGCAAUUUGCCGCUAGCUUACAAUUAAUUAAAUCGAAGUAUGUCGAAGCGCGUACAACCGGCGUGGCAAGCACCAAAAGCGGCAACACGGCCGCAAUUGCGAUUUUACAACAGUCUAACCAGGCAGAAGGAAGAAUUUGUACCGUUGGAGGGCAACAAUGUGAAAUGGUAUAGCUGCGGUCCCACUGUCUACGAUGCCUCCCACAUGGGACACGCGAGAUCUUACAUUUCUUUUGAUAUCUUGCGGCGCGUAUUGAGUGACUACUUCGGCUACAACGUCCACUAUGUGAUGAACGUCACCGACAUCGACGACAAAAUUAUAAAGCGAGCACGUCAGUAUCAUCUCUAUGAGAAAUAUGCGAAUGCAGCAGCAGAACUGCCGCUGGAGAGAUUGCUAAGUGAGCAGAAAGAAGUGCUGACGCAGUUGCAGGUGAAAUGUGACAAGAAUACGGAUGCUGAUAAGAAAGUAAUGCUGGAAAAGAUGCUGCAACGCAUGACCGAUGCCAUGGAGGCACUCACCAAGGCUGUCAGCGUCGGAGACCAAGAGAAAAUUGCUCAAAUGAGAGAUCAUUAUUUGACUGAGGCAAAGGAUCCAAUUGCAGAGUGGCUAGAUGGAAAGGAUGGCGCCCAUAUCAAUGAUAAUUCAGUGUUUGAGUCACUGCCGCGUUAUUGGGAAGAUCAGUUUCACAAUGACAUGAAGUCUCUUAAUAUACUGCCACCUGAUGUAUUGACAAGAGUAUCGGAGUACGUGCCACAGAUUGUUGCAUUUAUACAGCGCAUCAUUGACAAUGGAUUGGCCUACGAUGCAAAUGGUUCCGUCUACUUUGAUGUGAAUGGCUUUGACAAGCGUGACAAGCAUCAUUACGCCAAGCUGGUUCCUGAGGCGUACGGCGACACAGCAUCUCUGCAGGAGGGUGAAGGAGAUCUGUCAGUGACUGAGGAUCGACUCUCCGAGAAACGCUCACCCAAUGACUUUGCCUUGUGGAAGGCAAGCAAGGCUGGAGAGCCUUGGUGGGACAGUCCCUGGGGACGUGGUCGUCCUGGCUGGCAUAUCGAGUGCUCAGCAAUGGCCUCCGAUAUAUUUGGAUCAAUGUUUGACAUACAUACUGGCGGAGUUGACCUAAAAUUCCCACAUCAUGACAAUGAACUGGCACAAUCAGAGGCGGCAUAUAAUGAAUCGGAAUGGGUCAAGUAUUUCCUGCACACUGGUCAUCUGACAAUUGCCGGUUGCAAGAUGUCCAAGUCGCUCAAGAACUUUGUAACGAUACAGGAUGCCUUGAAGAAGCACUCAGCUACGCAAUUGCGCUUGGCGUUCCUAUUGCACUCCUGGAAGGACACGCUGGACUACUCGGAGAACACCAUGGAAAUGGCCACUCAGUAUGAAAAAUUCCUUAAUGAGUUUUUCUUGAAUGUCAAGGACUUGACACGCCUUGUAUUAACUGGAAAAGCUAUGGAUCAGUUCAGUGAGUGGACUGCAUUGGAGUCAACUUUGCAGACCAAGUUUGAAGAAGCGCAAGCGCAGGUUCAUGCGGCUCUUUGUGAUAACAUUGAUACACGCAGCGCGCUUGAUUCCAUUCGCGAAUUGGUAUCAAAUACGAAUAUCUACAUACGUGACAACAAGGCCAGGUUGAACCACUUGUUGCUCCGUAAGAUUGCCACUUAUAUUACCAACUUGCUGCAUACAUUUGGAGCUAUCAAUGGACCGCGUGGCGGCAUUGGAUUUCCACUGGGUAGUGGAGAUUCUAAUAAUGCAGCCGGUGUUGAUCAGGAGUCGCUUGUAAUGCCGUACGUGCAAACAGUGGCCGAAUUCCGGAACUUGGUUCGUGAACAGGCAAAGGUACUAAAAGCUUUUGAUAUUCUGAAACUGUGCGACGAUCUGCGUGACGAUGUGCUGCCCAAUCUCGGUGUGCGUCUGGAGGACAAGGAUGACGGUAAAUUUGCAGUCAAGUUGGUUGAUCGCGAGAUGCUUCUGCGGGAGCGAGAGGCAAAGCAAGCUGCUGAAGCGGAAAAAGCGGCGGAGAAAGCCCGUAAAAAACAGGCAUUGGAGGCGGCAGCAGCUGCCAAGGAGGCACAGCGUCGAAUCAAUCCCAAGGAUAUGUUUACCAGUGAAACUGAAAAGUACUCGGCAUUUGGCGAAGAUGGACUUCCCACACACGACAAAGAAGGCAAAGAGAUUAGCAAAGGACAACUCAAGAAACUUCAGAAACUCCAGCAACAGCAAGAGCAACGUUACAAAGAGUAUUUGGCUAGUGUAAAUACAGCCUCGAGUUAAAUAUUAAAUGAUAUUACAUCUGUUCACAACAAUAUAUAAACAAUUUUUAAGUUAACUCGCUUUGAGACUAACCAGAUAAAUGCAGUUAAUGUUUAUUUUAAUUAUACACUUUUGAUAGGAGCCUGUUUAUCACGAAUAUUUAAUAAAUUUAAAACAUACA
This is a messenger RNA of Drosophila innubila, 2449 nucleotides long. RefSeq names its product cysteine--tRNA ligase, cytoplasmic (gene CysRS). The transcript is spliced from 6 exons. Bases 58 to 2289 code for a protein of 743 amino acids. Gene Ontology annotation, cellular component: cytoplasm. Lineage: Eukaryota; Metazoa; Arthropoda; Insecta; Diptera; Drosophilidae. The record is from RefSeq and is a predicted model, not a curated record. Gene Ontology annotation, biological process: cysteinyl-tRNA aminoacylation. Gene Ontology annotation, molecular function: cysteine-tRNA ligase activity; ATP binding.